AUGAACCGUAGUUCGAGGAACCUUGCAGAGAUGCAGGAUGAGAUCAACCAGUUGGACGACCGUUACAAACUUGAAAAGAUAAUUGGUGCGGGAUCCUAUGGUGUCGUCAUCCGCGCGAGGGAUACCACAACAAACGACCUAGUGGCCAUUAAACGCGUCAAUAAGGAAAUAUUCGAGGAAAUAAUCCUUGCAAAACGUAUUCUUCGCGAAAUCAAGCUGUUGGCACACUUUCACCACGAUAAUAUCAUUGGACUCCGUAACCUCAUCACCCCGGCCGACCGCGACAACUAUGAUUACUUUUAUAUUGUCAUGGAUGUAAUGGAGACCGACCUGAAGCAAGUGCUCCGAACUGGCCAAAGUCUCACGGAAGGUCACAUACAAUAUUUCAUUUAUCAAAUCUUACAUGCCCUAAACUUCAUCCAUUCUUCAGGUGUUAUUCAUCGAGACAUCACCCCGGCCAACAUUUUAGUCAAUAAAAAUUGUGAUUUGAAGAUAUGCGACUUCGGACUUUCCAAAGAGGAGAGUGAUCAAGGGGAGCACAUGACAGAUUAUGUUACCAUGCGUUGGUACCGUGCACCGGAGCUGGUGAUGGAAGAUAAGAGGUAUUCCGCACAAAUUGAUGUGUGGGGAGUUGGAAGUAUUCUUGGUGAGUUGCUGGGCGCCCGACCCCUGUUUCAGGGAAAAGACCGUGUGAACCAACUGGACAAAAUCAUUGAUGUUAUCGGAACUCCAUCUGAAGAGGAUAUAAAUUCCAUCGGGUCCACUGCGGCGCAGAAGUAUUUAAAAAAGAAGUCAUUUCGUCCUGCACCCGAUUGGGCCUCCGUAUAUCCCAGAGCGAGUCCAGAGGCGCUGGACUUAUUGCGGCGGAUGUUGGUGUUCCAUCCAGACAAGCGCAUAACUGUCGCUGAAGCAUUAAAACAUCCCUUCCUUAGGGAUCUGUACGAGGAAUCCGAUGUACAGGUUAGUAUCCAGCACUUUAACUUUGAUGAAACACAACAUAAAACAAUUCAGGAGGUAAAGUGGGCGGUGUAUGAUGAGAGUGUGGCAUUUCACAAAAACCACCCCCGGACAGCACCUAGGCCACAACAACAACAACAUUCUGCGCAACAACCCGCCGCUGCUGCAUCUCUUCCAACUGUUGAUAUCGCUGGAGAGUGGCGGUCAGCGCAACAAACAAUUGAGCGGGGCGAGGAGGAAUGUGGUGCGGAGCAGUUCGACAAAUAUGUGGGUUCCGUUGAGUGA
Messenger RNA from Trypanosoma brucei brucei TREU927, 1242 nucleotides. Its product is annotated as protein kinase, putative. NCBI's taxonomy places the organism in Eukaryota, Euglenozoa, Kinetoplastea, Trypanosomatida, Trypanosomatidae. Gene Ontology annotation, biological process: intracellular signal transduction; protein phosphorylation. The coding region runs from base 1 to 1242 and encodes 413 amino acids. Gene Ontology annotation, cellular component: cytoplasm; nucleus. Gene Ontology annotation, molecular function: MAP kinase activity; ATP binding. The transcript has a single exon. The record is from RefSeq and is a predicted model, not a curated record.